Molecule: messenger RNA, 1469 nt
Organism: Pundamilia nyererei
Lineage: Eukaryota; Metazoa; Chordata; Actinopteri; Cichliformes; Cichlidae
Gene: hsd17b14
Product: hydroxysteroid (17-beta) dehydrogenase 14
Exons: 9
Coding region: 322-1104 (260 amino acids)
Biological process (GO): steroid catabolic process
Cellular component (GO): cytosol
Molecular function (GO): estradiol 17-beta-dehydrogenase [NAD(P)+] activity
Source: RefSeq, a predicted model, not a curated record
CAAACAAUCAGACGAUCCCAUUCCUGCAAGUGCUUGAUAACGGGGAGUAGGAAGAGCUUCCUUUCACUGAACGAAAGUAAUCAUGUCCAGACUGAUGGUUUCUAAGGAAGCUGACAUCAGCUUAGGGCGGCUAAGUUAGUGGCACCCAAGCACAGAUGUCCAGACACAGUUGAAGUAAAAAGGAAAUUAUUAUAAAAGUUCAAGAACCCUCUCUAGAGCUAGUUUUCUUGUGAAUGUAUAGAUUUCCUACUAUCCCUGUCCUCCUGAACGCAGCAAAGCAAACCGCAUGAUUUUGUGGCACUUUGAACUUUACAAACAAACAUGCUGACAGCGGCUGAUCGUUUCUGCUGGCGGCAGAGGAGUCCUGCUGUGAUGACUCCGAGCAGACAAAUGGAAAACGGAGCCAAAGUGGCGUUUUGUGGAAGAGAAAGUGCAGCAGGUGAAGCUUUAGAGGCGGAGCUUAACAAGACCGGACCAGGCUCGUGCAAGUUUGUCAAAAGUGACAUCUCCAAGGAAGAAGACAUAAAGAGGCUGAUUGCAGUCACAGUGGAGCAGUUUGGUCACAUCGACUGCCUGGUCAACAACGCAGGCUGGCACCCUCCUCAUAAACCCACUGACGACACCACAGCAGAGGAAUUCAGAGACUUGUUGAAUCUGAACCUCGUCAGCUACUUUUUGGCGUCUAAAUAUGUGUUACCUUACCUACGAGAGCGCCAAGGAAACAUCAUCAAUAUUUCCAGUCUUGUGGGAACUAUUGGUCAGAAAGAUGCUGCACCGUAUGUUGCCACAAAGGGGGCGAUCGUUUCCAUGACAAAGGCAAUGGCAGUGGAUGAGAGUCGCUACAAUGUGAGAGUCAACUGCAUUUCACCGGGUAACGUGAUGACACCUCUGUGGGAGCAACUAGCAGCACAGACACCAGACGCAGCUGCCGCCAUUAAAAUGGGGGAAAAUGCUCAGCUCAUGGGUCGAAUGGGGACUGAGGCUGAGUGUGGACUGGCUGCUUUAUAUCUCGCUGCCGAGGCCACUUUCUGCACCGGGAUUGACCUGCUGCUCAGUGGAGGAGCUGAACUGAACUACGGCUUCAAGAGUCAGAUCCAGUCCUAACAAUCCUGAGUGUCCUUGUGGUGGAGAUAUGUGCAAAUGUGCUGGUUACAUGACUAAAACGAAUACUAAAUAAUUUUGGAUAUAAGGAAAGCAAUUAUAUUAAUUGAUUUCAAGUAGUUUGGUGCUUGAAGUUGAAAAUUUAAAGCUUAGAAUUUUGGCAUCCUAACCUUGAAACUGGACCUGAACCACUCCCCUAUGAUUAGCCAAUCAGCACUAGCCUCUCUGACCUAUAAUAACCUGCUUUCGCCUACCCCAAUCAGAGGUUUGUUUGUUUUUUUGGUUUUUUUCUCUUCCCUCAUGCUUCCAAGGACUUCCUGAAUGAGACUGCUGGCCAAUAAAACCGGUCACUACAACUGCAGAGCUAA